Molecule: messenger RNA, 1923 nt
Organism: Rhipicephalus sanguineus (brown dog tick)
Lineage: Eukaryota; Metazoa; Arthropoda; Arachnida; Ixodida; Ixodidae
Product: cholinesterase 1
Exons: 3
Coding region: 1-1923 (640 amino acids)
Biological process (GO): choline metabolic process; acetylcholine catabolic process
Cellular component (GO): plasma membrane
Molecular function (GO): acetylcholinesterase activity
Source: RefSeq, a predicted model, not a curated record
AUGGCUGCGGUUAUCACGGCGAACGUUUCCCACGGGCUCAAGAACAGCGAUGGCGUCUCACGGCUACCACUGUCCCGGACCCAGCGCUCCCGGCGCCGCAGUUGGCGAAUCCCUGCCUUUCUCAGCGUCUGCCUGCUCAUUGCUUUCGCGGUCUUGCUGGUCAUCACAAUCGUUUCGAAUCCCGCUGGUGGAGCACCGAGAGGCUGCCUGAUCGCGAGCACGCCGCACGGUUACGCCCUCGGAAGCCUGCUUCAGUUCGAAAUCAAGGGCAAAUCUUACAGCUCGGUGGCCUUCUACGGCAUCCCGUUCGGCGACCCGCCGGUCGGCGACAGACGCUUCGCCGAGCCCCGAUGCGCCAAACCACCACGGAGCCACCUGUUGAAUGCCACGUACAAGCGACCACCCUGCGCACAGACGGAUACUCGCUUGACUCGCGACUAUUUCGUCAGCGCCGCCAACACCACCGAAGACUGCCUGCACAUCAACGUCUGGGUGCCGGGUUCCUGCAUGGAACCGCUGCUGAGCCCGGCAAACCGCCGCGCCGUCGUGUUCUGGCUCUACGGCGGCGCCUUUGUGAGUGGAGGCAACAGCUACGACUUCUACGACGGACGCUUCCUGGCCUGCUUGGGAGACGUCCUCGUCGUGGCACCAAACUACCGCUUGACCUCAUUCGGCUUCCUCAAUUCGGGAACGGACCGUAGCAUCGUGGGCAACAUGGCGCUGUACGACCAGCUGCUGGCGCUCCGUUGGGUUCGCGACAACAUCCACCGCUUUGGCGGAGACAGCGACCGCGUCCUGAUCGGCGGCCAGAGCGCCGGUGCCAUUACGAGCUCCAUGUUCAUGAUGAGCCCCAUCAUGUCCCAGUACGGUCCGUUCCGCAGGGUUCUCCUCAUGAGCGGCUCGCUGUACGCCCCGUUGCCUAAGAACAAAGGGCGUAACGCGCGAAAGAGCUUCUCCCACGUGGCUGCCAAAGCCGGCUGCGAGUCGGCCAGCGUCGACGACACCGCUCGCUGCCUCCGAAACCGGAGCGCCACAGAGAUCUUGGAGGCUACAAAGGGCGUCGGUCUAUACCUGAUGCCGGCCAUAAAGGCGCCCCUGUUUCCGGGCGGUUUGGAAUCGCUCCAACGUCGAUUCUUAAAAGCCCGAGCCCGCGACACGCUGAUUUCCACCGCGGCGUUGGAAGGGCAGGCCUUCUUCGAACUGCUCCUGCCUGGCCUUGUAGGUACGCAGAAAAACAUCACGGUAGGUAUGCUGAAAGAAGCAUUUCCCUAUCUGUUCGGUAACGUGGAGGACUCUGUUGUCAGCUUCGUCAUUUCUUACGUGGGGACCCUGUACGACCUCAACGCCCCGAACCACCGCGGAUGGAUAGAGGUGAUCGGCGACACCAUGUUCCGCUGUCCGGUCGCUGCGUUCGGAAAAGAUAUGGCCGCCAUGGGGAAGAAUGUAUACUACAUGCAGUACACACCCAGACCGUCUUUUUCCAUAUUUUCGGGAGAGAAGGCGACGCACGGAGACGACGUGCCGAUGCUGUUUGGGUACCCGUACUUGUACCCUUAUCUGGCAACCGACGAAGACAGAGCCAUGUCCUACAGAAUGAUCUCCAUGGUAUCGAGUUUCGCAAAAAACGGGUCUCUACCGAACCUGAUCGAUGGCAAGCCGUGGCCGCUGUUUGCGGACGCGUCCAACUACCAUUUCGUGGACCACACGAACGCUGGUUUCAUGUCGGGCGGUCCCGUCCGUGAAUGUCCCUUGGACAGUAUCAUCAAGAGCCUCGUCACUUCGGGGAAGCUGGGCCGGCGAGCAGUCGACGGUGCUUGGAAGCCAGAAGUCGUCAGGCUGGCGCUGGAGAUGCUCGCCACAUUACCGGCGCGGGCGCUUGAACUCGCCGCCCGCGCUCAUGCGGAUGCCUACGAUAGCCAAUAA